AUGCCUCGAUUCCGACGGUCACGAGGCGGUUGCGCAACGUGUAAGCGGAGGAAACGAAAGUGCGAUGAGACCCGCCCGGCGUGCCUGGCAUGCCGCGCUAAGGGAAUAGAGUGCGAUGGAUACGGCAUACGGCUGCGCUGGGGCAGCGACAACGUUGCCUCCCCGUCCCACCAUGGCGACCGGACAAACUCGAAGCCCAACAGCGGGUCCGAAUCGAUGACCCUGGGCACACCGGAAAGCAACGCAGGCGAGAACAGCGGAAGCCCCCCAGCAGCACCCAGCGAGACUUCGCCUGUGUCACUUCCGCCACACCAGUUGAAUGAGUCGCCGGCCUCUUUGAGCAGCCCUGCAGCGAUAAACCAAGAGAUCCAGCUUGCGUUCCAACGAUUUCUCGACAAAGGCAUUUACAACAUCUAUUCGACGACUAUCCAUGAAUGGGUCAAACCCCUCAUCGCAGAGGAAGCAAAACCGUCCACUGCCCUAUUCAUCGUCCGAGGAUUUCGAUGGACAUCCCAUCUUCUGUGCACGGCUGACCUGUACAACCUGCAUGGCGACCUCCAGAACGUAGGCUGCGAUGCCGAUCUAUACACGCAUCAUUGCUUUGAGGUCAUGGGUAUUAUGGAUCUCCCUAGCGUCGUCCUAGGCAGGACAACAGCGCAUCUCGGCUUCUGGCGCCGAUUUCGCAAGGCACAGCGGCACUGGUUGAACUGCAAGGAAGACGGGGUCGAGCCCGUCUCGGGCCUACCGCGCAUGUUAGUGGACAUAUUCGCCCGUAUCGAUGAGCCUGGAUGCGAACUGGAGCUCUGGCUCUGGCCGGGAGAUGUCGGAGAGUUCGUCCAGUCGCACCUCUGGGAUUCCUGGCGUUUUGCUGGCAUGUUGGAUCACAGAAGGCGGUGGAGGGGAAAACUAGCAGAUAUGAAGGACCCUCCGCCUGGAGUCGUUCUGCCAUCCACGGAACAGCUUGUCUUCCGCUUGAUGAGCUGUCUCGAGGCCGUACACCUCGGCCUCGAACAACCAGAAUAUGGACAUUCGCUCGUCGGUAAUAGCACGCUCUACCCGUUCGUGAUGGCCAGCUUGGAAUUCGAGGUCCUUGCUGCUCACCCCCAGUGGCGGGUCGACCUCAGACGAUUUCGGGACAAGAUUUUAAGUUGGGACUCGAGCUUGAAUGCGAAGAUCCUCUUCGAAACACUGGAAGAAGCAGAGAUGACCGGCGAUGCCUCUUUUGACGCAGACGUAGCCAUGAGAGCUCACGGGGCAGAAAUCGCUCUCUUCUGA
Diaporthe citri is the source of this 1275-nucleotide messenger RNA. RefSeq lists its product as uncharacterized. The transcript is spliced from 3 exons. The coding region runs from base 1 to 1275 and encodes 424 amino acids. Lineage: Eukaryota; Fungi; Ascomycota; Sordariomycetes; Diaporthales; Diaporthaceae. The record is from RefSeq and is a predicted model, not a curated record. Gene Ontology annotation, molecular function: zinc ion binding; transcription cis-regulatory region binding; DNA-binding transcription factor activity, RNA polymerase II-specific. Gene Ontology annotation, biological process: positive regulation of transcription by RNA polymerase II. Gene Ontology annotation, cellular component: nucleus.